Messenger RNA from Sus scrofa (pig), 5902 nucleotides. RefSeq names its product P2Y receptor family member 8 (gene P2RY8). Gene Ontology annotation, biological process: phospholipase C-activating G protein-coupled receptor signaling pathway; positive regulation of Rho protein signal transduction. Gene Ontology annotation, molecular function: G protein-coupled receptor activity. Gene Ontology annotation, cellular component: plasma membrane. The record is from RefSeq and is a predicted model, not a curated record. Lineage: Eukaryota; Metazoa; Chordata; Mammalia; Artiodactyla; Suidae.
CUAUAUCAGGCUCUUAACCUACUGAGCCAUGACAGGAACUCCUAUUUAUUUGGUACAUUAAUUAAUUUUGAUUGGAAUAGAGUUGAUUUACAAUCUUGUGUUCGUUUCAGGAGGACAGUGUAUGGAUUCAGUCAUAUAUGCAUAUAAAUUCUUUUUCGGAUUUGAUUCCUUGAUAGAUGAGGGCAAAAUAUUGAGGGGAGUUCCCUGUGCUGUCCGGUAGGUCCUGGCUGGUUUUAGGGCCUCUCUUGAAACAGCGCAGAGGCGUUAGGAGAUGAAAGCUGCGCGCCUUUCUCUGUCUCUCUGUCCGUCUCUCUGUUGCUGACAGUCGGCUGAUCUGUCAAGCGGCUCUGACCAGCCUGUUCACACAGCUGGUGUCCGGGUUCACCCAUGAGACAAGCACUUUUGAACUGACAGGGCUGCUGCUUGUAAACUCCUAUUUCCUGGCAGGCCCCCAACCCCGGGGGCCCACUCUUUCUUUUCUUUUUUUUUUUUUCUUCUUCACAGAAGGGUGCUUCACAUUCAUUAAUGCAUCCACCUUGCCUGGCUUCCUGCUUCACAGACAGAGGCUGAAGUUGCAGGUGCCAUUCUGAGGAGACCUCUGAAGGUGCAGCUUGAAAAUGGAAAAAAAAAAAAAAAAAAAAAAAAAAAAGUCUUGCAAAAGAAAAGCCGAGCCUUCUGGCUUUGGGGCAGAAAGAGGUGUCUGGCUCGUUAGGUGGUGCCAGGAGCUUGGAGAGAAAGACGCCCAAGGCAGGGAACGCGGGGAUCGGGGCCGCGUCCUGCCGGGGGCGGAUGGACAUUGCGCGGGUGUAGACGGCCGGCGGCAUGCAAAUCACCUGUGAUCUGCUGCGUGCCGGUUGUGCAGUGGAGGGGAACGUUAACGCAGCGACGGAGAGGAGGCUACUAUGCCUGGGCGUCUGUGCUUAGCCGGGAGCUGAGGUUCCACGGAGCACGCGCGGGGCAGGUGGCGCGGCCCGGGCACCCAUCAGCCGCCCCGCGUCCGUAGUUGGAAGUGGACAGAACGGAGCAGCCCUCCCUCCGGCCACACACAGACCGGCCCCGCCGCCCGGCCCCAGGAUGGACAUGAACCUGACGCGCCCCGACAACGCCACCAUCCUGAUGCUGCGGGACCCGGCCAUCGCCGUGGUGCUGCCGGUGGUGUACUCGCUGGUGGCGCUGGUCAGCAUCCCGGGGAACCUGUUCUCGCUGUGGGUGCUGUGCAGGCACAUCCGCCCCAAGACGCCCUCGGUCAUCUUCAUGAUCAACCUGAGCGUCACGGACCUGAUGCUGGCCAGCGUGCUGCCCUUCCAGAUCUACUACCACUGCAACGGCAACCACUGGGUCUUCGGCGUGCUGCUCUGCAACGUGGUGACCGUGGCCUUCUACGCCAACAUGUACUCGUCCAUCCUCACCAUGACUUGCAUCAGCGUGGACCGCUUCCUGGGCGUCGUGUACCCGCUGGCCUCCGCGCGCUGGCGCCGCCGCCGCUACGCCGUGGCCGCCUGCGCCGGCCUGUGGCUGCUGCUGCUGGCCGCGCUGGCCCCGCUGGCGCGCACGGAUCUCACGUACGCCGUGGAGGAGCUGGGCAUCGUCACCUGCUUCGACGUGCUCAAGUCCACCAUGCUGCCCAGCGUGGCCAUGUGGGCCAUCUUCCUCUUCACGCUCUUCCUCCUGCUCUUCCUCAUCCCCUUCGUGGUCACCGUCGCCUGCUACACGGCCACCAUCCUGACGCUGCUGCGCUCGGCCGACCCGCACGGCCGCGGCCAGAGGCGGCGCGCCGUGGGCCUGGCCGCCGUGGUGCUGCUGGCCUUCGUCACGUGCUUCGCGCCCAACAACUUCGUGCUGCUGCUGCACAUGGUCAGCCGGCUCUUCUUCGGCCACAGCUACUACCACGUGUACAAGCUCACGCUCUGCCUCAGCUGCCUCAACAACUGCCUGGACCCCUUCGUCUACUACUUCGCCUCCCGCGAGUUCCAGCUGCGCCUCCGCGACUACCUGGGCUACGGGCCGCUGCCCACCGACAGCGGGGACGUGCGCCGGGACAGCCUCUUCUCGGCGCGCACGCUCUCGGCGCGCUCGGUGCUCAGCGCCCAAGCCGACGGCGCGGACCCGGCCGGCCGGCCCUGCCUCCAGCGCCAGGAGAGUGUCUUCUGAGCCCAGCGCCUGCUGCGUGCCACGGGGGGGACACGCGGGGACCUCCUCCCUCCCUCCCUCCCCUUCUCCUCGCCUUCCUCCCCCCUCCCACCGCCGCCCCUGCCUCCCCGAGGCGCAGAGGGUCCCCUGGCAUCGCAGGGGCCAGCUCACCGCUGAAGGCACCUGCGCUCCCCUCAGCCCCCGAUAGCCCACAGGGCGGGCCGCCUGACUCAUGGCCUGCCCCCACCCCUCAGGACGGGGAUGCUGGGGGUUGCUCUGCUCCUGCAGCCUCAUGGGCCCCCGGCUUCAGGUUCAGUUCACCUGCGAUCCCCUCUGGGCACUGGGAUUCCACCAGGCGGCCACACACAAGCCCGUGUUGUCCCCCCGACAUCGCUGGGUCCCUCCAGGAGCCAAGCCAACACACACAGGGGCUUGCAGAGCAGAGGGUUAUUCUGGAGCAGUGGGAGCCAGGUUUUACUUAAAUGUCCACAAGUGGCUACCGUGGAGGGAAAAACGUCUGUCCAGGAGGCAUUGGUGGAGGGUCGCUGGGUGGGAGAUAAGUGGCCCGGGGCACGGAGUAUCUGCAGCUACAAGUUGGGGCUCGCUGACAUGCUUUGGGGUGCAGCUGCCCCCCCAGGGGGGGCAUUCUCUGCCUCCCCUUCCCAGCCCAGAGCCCCGGGCCUUGGCACGUUCCCAUGGCAUCUGGGGUUGCACCUGGCCUGACCGUGGGGUCCUCUGAGGACCAGGUACACAGCGAGCCCUGACCACGCAGCCCAUAGGAGGGCCGGCCGCCCGGUCAGCCCCUGGACACACCUGUGCCAGCUCAGUACCUGUGCUACUUUGGGAAGAUGAAGGGCCCCGUCCCUGCAGUGCCCAGGAUGCCAAGACAGCAGGUUCCUGGGAGGCUGAGAUUUGCCCAAAGCGGGACACUUUGUGUGUUGUGUGCAUCCCAAGGAGACACACAGGACUGAGCUCAGGGCUCCCCUGGGAAAGGAAAACAGCCCUUAGCCUGUAAGGUGAGACCUGGGAGGGACCAGUAGCGGGGGCUCCGGGACCUCCAGGGUGGGGUGACUGUGGGGCAUCCUGCGGACUGGUCCCCGCCAUCACUGCUUUGGGAGAAAAGCAGACACACAUGUGCUGAAGUGAAUAGGCCCCCCCCAACUCCAUGUCCACCUGGAAUCUCAGAAUGUCACUUACAGGAUCAGGGCGGCCCUCCCUCCAAGGACAGUGUCCUCCUAAGAGACAGAAGAGGAGACGAAGACACAGAGCAGAAGCCACGGGAAGACGGAGGCAGAGACGGGAGGGAGGCGGCCACCAGGCGGCCACCAGUCGGCCACCAGCUGGAGCCCCCAGAAACUGCAAGAGGCUGGAAGGACCCUCCCCUGGAGCCUCUGGAGGGAGCACUGCCCUGGGACCCCUUGACCUCUGAUGUCUGGUCCCCAGGGCUGAGACGGGUUAGGUUUGGUGGUUGAAGCCCCCAGCUUGUGGGAACUGUUCCAGCCACCCCAGGACACACACUCUGAAAUUCUGGGGCUGUGAUGCUGGCCCCUGGUUGGGUGAUCGCAGGAGGCGCUCGUGCCUGGAGCUGACUCGGGGGUGGGAGUGGGGCAGCUUUGUGGGAUCCACCCCCUUGGCCUCGAGGUGCAGCCUGGAGGUCCCUUCCAUCCCCUUCUGUCCCAGGCCACACACCUGGGGCGUCCCCAUGGAGGACAGGGUCUGAGCCCACCCCUGGGGAGACUUUGCAGAGAUGGCCAGUGACAUCCUAGAGAAAGGACUCAAAGCUACAGGCCGAGGAGACAGGAAAAGGGCUGUCCUGAGGGCCCUGCCUUGGCCGUGGAGGGUGUGCUGUCCCCCUGCUCUUCCCGAGUGUCCCAAAGCUGAACCCUGGAAAGCCAGAUCGCCGCUGGGGGGGGGCGGAAACCCUGAGCCAGCGAGAGGCAGCCCCGCAUUCUGGGCAGGGACUUCCCAUGUCCGAUGCUUAAAAAGCUGUGAAAACCUUAAAUCACCCUCCCAGGGCCUUUUCCUGCUGCUUCGUGAAUAAGCAACGCUGCUUGAAGUCAGGGGAAAUUGGUCUCCUUAGUAACAGCAUCUGGGACAGGAGGUCGCCGGGUGCAGCUCUGCGGUCCACAUUGCAUCACCAUCAGCGCUGUUGUUUGGAAGGGCAGCCCCCCUCCGCCACCCAGGCUGACCCACCUCCUGUGACUUUCCCCCCCGGGGUCCAACAUGCUCUCUGGAAUUCUUGGAAAUUUCCAUCCAGGAGUUGGAAGCUCACGUGACCAUCCGCCUGCCCCAGGGGUCUGUGCGAGGCCCGGAAGCAGGGCUUGCCCCUGUUUCAGCAUUUUAUUACUGUUGUGUGUGCGCAUGUGCAGGGGUGUCCCCCACCCCACAUCCUUGCUCAAUGGGUUGCCCUGUGAAGCCUCCUGGAAAGGGGGGGUAACACAUCCAUAUCUAGGGAGACAUCAGAAAAACCAAGAGACAGCUCUUUGGAGGGUGUGGGGCAGCCAAACACGCAGAGAAGCAAGAUCGUGGGUUUUCUAAGUGCAGAGGGCCAGCAGGUGCCUCUGUGGGGCUUCCGGGACCCCUGCCAGCUAAAGGCCCCUCUCUUCUUGCAGGCGACCUACCCCGUUAUCCUCCCGCCAGGCCCCCUGGAGCCUCGAUUUCAGAAGAAUCAUGUAGUUCCGAACACGUGGGGUGAACACGGAUAGGGCGUGGGGUGGGUGGCAUGGAGGCUUGAGGAGGCUCCAUGGGGCCUUUUUAAAAAAGAAUCCCUCACGUGCCCAAGGUAUCUGAACAUAGGCCCGGGCGAAGCGCUGUGAUCGUCCAGGCUUGCUUCAACAGAGGAGCGCGAACGCAGACACACACGUUCACACGCCCGUCGAGGCACACCCCGUGCGCCCGUGCACCCGUGUGCGUCUACGCGUCCGUGCACGCCCAUGUGUGCGUCUGUGCGUGCGUGGUCGGGGACUGCGCGCAGGCGAAGGACGUCCGCACGCAGAGCGCUCCUAGCGAGGCUUCGGUUUCGUGCUGUUUAAAAACAUCAGCCUGUUUUUCAAAUAUCCCCACCCGAACCGGAGGGUUUGUGGGACCACGUCAGGCAAAGAUACGGAUUGAUGCCACAUGUGAUCGCCCCAUGCUGGAAACCGUCCGCUUUCAGAAUUGCUGAGUAUAAAAGAAGCCAGUGCUCCCGAUCCAGCCUUGUUUUUUUGGUUUUGUGUGUGUAUGUGUGUGUGUAAUUUUUUGUUUUUGUUUUGCCGUCUCAAUUAAAAAAAAAAAAAAAAAAGGUCGUAGAAAGCUUAUAAUAUGGACCGUCUUUACCCUGUUCAAACGCACGCGGUUCGACGGCAUUAAAGACACGCGUGGCAUCACGCCACCCCCCCCCACCGUCUGUCCCCGGAACUUUCUCAUGUUCCCUGAAAAGGAAUCUCUGCCUCGCCCUGCCCUUCCCCAGCCCCCGCCGCCGUCUCCUUUCUGUCUGUGUGAAUCCGACUCUUUAGGGACCUCCUGAGAGUGGACUCCUGCUGGAUGUGUCCAUUUCGUGACGGGGUUUACAUCACUCGGCCUCAGCCCCUCCAGGUGCAGCGACGUACAGCGAGUUGGAAGAGGUUCCCCGAAUCUCCACGGAGCAUCUUUAGAAAGUGCCGUCGAUCUGAAAAGAUGCCCUAUACCCAUGGGUCAGCCUGGUCCACCUGGGCUGCUUUCUGCUUUUUGCCUCUGGUUUCUGCUUCUGUCGAUUUGUCCUCGUCGUUCACGUGACAUAAAGGACAUUACACGA